Porites lobata is the source of this 13188-nucleotide messenger RNA. NCBI's taxonomy places the organism in Eukaryota, Metazoa, Cnidaria, Anthozoa, Scleractinia, Poritidae. The record is from the annotation of a GenBank genome assembly.
AAAUUGUGUCAAGCAAGACGGCAACAACUCACAUUUCUCAAUCAGGCGUGAGAAAUUGGUCCGCAGGCGUGAGCGGGCGUGAGAUCGAAGUUUUCAACCCGCAGGCGUGAGACUCACGCCUAAGGCGUGAGAGUUGGCAGGUAUAGUAUUUGCGGGAUUUUUUGGCCCUUAAACCCUUCCACGACUACAGUUUAUGUUCGGUCUGCAUUUUACCCCAGCCUGCGUUUUACUCUCAGUCUGCAGUCUGCAUUUUACACGCAGUCUGCAUUUUACCCCUGGUCCGCAAUCUGCAGUCCGCAGUCCGCAGUCUUUUAGUAAAAAAAUUCUAUCUCUUUACGGUGCAUUUUAGCACAGCACCGUUAAGAAAUUUUGAUAAGGGCCGAAUGUGCUAUUUGUGACCUCGUUUAUGUAGGAAUCUCUCCUUUCUCUUGCAUUCCGUGUCUCGGUCUCGGCUGGGUGUAGUUGUUGGAGGGAAUUUUAACCCAGCACAAGACGUACUUAUAUCAUGCAUACAUUGUUGAACCCAAACUCUAUUCAUAUUCGCUGUUUAUACAUUUGGAAUGUAACACGAAAGAACGUACAACAGCUUUAAGGUUCUGCUUGUGCCAGACCGGUCAUUCGGCCUGGUUCGGCUUAUGCCCUGUCCCGGGUUUGCGGGGGUCACUCCCUUAUAUAGGCUAUAUAGGUAUGUGCGGUGCCAAAGGGUAUGGUUUUUUAGCCAUUUUGGUGUCUGAAAUAGGGUAUCAAUUUUGACCAUUUUAGUCUGAAAUAGGUGCCGUAGCUGUUUCCCACAAAAUUGUGGCUGUGUAUAAAAGAGAUGGUCGGCUGCAAUAGUCCUGACCUGCUCUCCAAGAUCUCAGUUUGAGCAGUACAUAAUACAUAAAGACAACAAUGUUAUAAGGAAAUAAUACAUAUGGCAUGAGCCGAGCAUAAUGGUAGGGUUACAGGGGGACUUUCCCUUUUUUAUCUCCCACCCCUGUUAAGGUUGACAGGUUUUGAAAUGGGGCUUGGGACUCUAUCUUCAAAGAAGCUGACCAAAUUGAUGUGGACCUUUCAGAUUUUAAUGCAGUCAAAGGUGCAAACAGAAAAUAAGAAUUGACCCUUUCUGAUGUCAUUUCAUUGAGGGUUUGAUUUACAGCCAACUUUAGGGGGUGUGGAUACAAUAUAAAACUUCCUGGGGGCUGAUCCAAUCUAUGUUUUGUUGAUGCCAGCUCUUUGAUAUCCUGCAUGGCAUGAAAUUGAAAGGGAAAAGUUUAUAGGGUUUGUUGUGAUGAACAGAUGACAACUGACCUUUAAACUUAAGGAUUUAAUUUGCUAAUCUCUUACUAUCAAGCAUACAGGAAAACAUGGCAGUAACGUGCAAAAAGCUGGGUCCUUAAAAUACAGUCACUGAAUAGUCACUGACUGAGAUUACAGGCUCAGAAGCACGAGUGACACAAAACAGUUCAUAAUGUCUCUAUGUACAGCCACUGUAGCCUCUUUAGUUUCGAUUAUGGGAUACAACACUAAUAUACUACAGGGUUAAGGCACUAGGGUCCACUGGGUGCUGCUGGAGCAUAUAGCCUUGCCAAAAAGCCACAUGAGGAGCACCUAUAUAACAUAAGUCUCUCUUGCUGAAUAGUGUUCAGGAGGGGACACAUACAUAGUUUGUAGCUUUUAACAUAUUUUUCUGUUUUGUCUUGUUUUUUUUUGUUUUUUUUGCAGUUGUGGCCUUUGCCAUUGCAGCUAACCAGAACAAACAACUUUUAGGCAAAAAUGGGCUCCUUCCAUCUGACCUAUACUUGGAGAGAAUUGAAAGUCACUUUUCAGAUACUGGCUGGAGGAAAAUUCUUCAUGUUCCAACUGUUCUUCUGUACACUGAUAAAAGUAGAAUUGAGGAACAUUUGGAUCUACUAGCGUAUACUGGGAUGUUUUCUCCAGGAGUUGUUGUGGUCUUUGGAUGUGCGAACAUGUUUAUCAUGACAUUACUUUGGGUAUUAUACCAUUCUAUUGUCAACAUUGGGCAGAGGUGGUAAGUGUUUAUAAUUAAAUGUAUCUAAAUGCCUGGCCUUCGAGGAACCAGCUACUGGCCCUAAGCUUAAUCGCCAGCUGUUAGUCAGAUAAUACAGGUCAGUUUAAUAGGUUAUCUGUACCCCCUCAUGCGAUGUGGAUAUGCCUCUACUGCUUGCUGCUAAAACUAUAUAUUUGUAGAUGUGUCAAAAGUGCCCUGCAGAUCAGUGUAACCAAAAAAUACUAUAAGGGGAAGUAAAUUAGAAGGUAGGUCAUGUUGAAAUGAAAGGAUUAGUGUUCAUCAUAUUGUAGGUGCAAGGCUAGCCUGAGAAAACAGCCGACAUUUGGUGACGCUACCACUGGUUUCUCUGCCAAAUGAUGUCUGAGAAACAAAUGCAGAAAUUCCAUACUGAUUACGCGUCACUACCCAGAUUUGGGUAGUGCUUCUGAUUGGUCGUGCUGCGUGGGAAAUUUGAUUCAACCAAUCAGAAGCACUACUCAGAUCUGGGUAGUUUUCUCAGGCUAGUGCAAGGCUGAAACAAAAUAGACUUUGUGUCCCAAACUAAAGAUAAUAGGGCAAAUUCCCAUUCACUGGGACAUGGUUCUAUCAUUCUUAAUUGGACUUAUUAAUUCACUGUCCUAAAACUAGGGCUCAGUUUUGUUUGUCAGUUGUGUGGUUCUUAGUUAUAUACCUUAUUGAUGUUAGCACUGCUUUGGCAGACAAUAACUAUUUUUUGUUGAAUGAACAUAUCUGUCACUGAUUUUUUUUAAUACUGUUUUUCUUUCAUUGCUAUCUUGUUUGAGCAAGGUAUUCAUUUGGUAUGUAUGUAUAGUAAUUGCUUUUCAACCUUUUUCAUCUUUAUUUGUGCACCAUAUAUUGGAUGUAAAGUCAUUUUUUAAAAUUAAUUGCUAAUUAAUUAUGUGAUAAUGACAAAUGAGAUGGUCUGUUUUAAAAAAUAGGAAUUUACAUGGGUUUUAAAAGUCUGUCAGUCACUCUAAAUUAUGAUCAGCUCAUUCAUAAGAUAAUUUCUGUAUUAUUAUAACAGAGCUGCAUAAUUUCUUUUGAAGAUUUGAGUUUGAAAAUAAAUUAUUGUGACUCGCCCUCUAUAGUUAUUGAUUUGUAAUGUUUUAUGCUGCAUGGUUGCAUGUAUAUUUAACUGUGGCUUGAUGAUUAUUUCGUUUCAGGCUGAGAGUCACAGCUUCUUGAAACAGGUUUCUUGGCAAUCUUUCUUUGUCCAGUAUUUAAAAUGCAGCAAGUUCCUGUCCAUACACCCACACCUCUUGUUGUCAUUUGGGGAUACAGAUGGCUUCGUUAUAUUUCGUAUCAUGAUUAGCGCUGUAAGUUCUGCUAUAUUAUGCAUGUGAAGAUGGAGGUGAUUGUGUAUUUUGACUGCCAGCUGGUAUGAGCACUUGCAUGGCAUCUUGUUUUCAUUAUCACUGACCGGCAAUUCUCUGCCGGUUAAUUGUCAUUAUUUUGUUACAGGUAUGGUUUGACUGAGUUUUUUAGGGGGUAUACUUCCCCCCUUUAAGCAUUUUCUUUGUCGGCAUUAACAAAUGUAUCAGAAAAAGUUUACCACAGCUGUAUGUAAGAUGAAAAUUUUGUAUGAUCCAUGUUUUAUUGACAUGGGAGUUGUUCUGGCAGCAUAAUGAUGCCAUUACGUUUUUUAUUUUCAUUUGUAUUUCUCGGUACCUGGAGUUUUUUUUCAAAAAUCCCUUUAAGAAGCUUGUACUUCCCUUAGUUGGGUCGAUUAUGGCAAAAUUUGAGCAAAUGCUAUGAGGAUGUUUUGGAAAUAUUUUGAAAUGUUAAGGGUUCAAAAAACAGUAAAUAAACAUGCAAUCAACAAUACAGUUUCGUCUCAUAGUGGUUUGAUUCCAUCUAAAACUGUGGACAAAAAAGGGGGGAUAACUAUGGCCGAUUGCGAGAAUUUGAUUAGUCUAAGUUUGACUGCUUUCUUUACCACUUUGGCAUGUAAUUUGUCCUCUCCUACAAAUUUCACGGUAAUUUAAAAACUGAUUGAUAAUUUUUUUAAAAAAACUUGACAAUCCCAAGAUUAAUCAUCAAUUUACAUCUCCUCCAAGUUUCAGGGACAUUGAAAAUAAGGAAGACAAUUAAAUGGGGCUUCAACUGUCACAAAUCCCCCCCACCGCUGCCCGGUUUUUUGUAUUCAAGUGAGCCUCCUCAUGGUAUUGUUUUCAAGUUUCAUAUACACAGACACAACUUUGUCAAAAAACUAAUUUGCAUUCAAAAUUUUUGGACCCUUGAUUACAUAGUAAUCACUCAAAGUAGGGAAGUAUACUCACUUAAAAAUCCAUUUGAGCCAAAGUCAUUAAUAUAUAGAUUUAGCCAGGGCUAAAAGCGAAGCUCUCGAUAAUAUUUAUAGUUUGUUCAAACAAAAUAUAAAAUCGUGUAAUGCUAAGCGGCGAAGGCAACGCCGGAGAACGGUGAAAAACAACAAUAGGUCUAAUUAGCAAAAAAGCAACUUUGCACGUGCAGCUCACUUUUUUUGUUCAUUUCUUUGCCGUUGUUUUGGACGACUACAACGUGAAACUUCCAAAAACGUUUUUAUGGAGGAAAUGUCGUACGUGUUCUCGUUCACUUUUUUUUCACUGCCGCUCAUUUUCUUCUUGCAUUGGUGGCCGCUAGCAUUAAUUUUCUCAUUUUGUCACCGCUGCUACAAAAUUUUCAUGUUGUUCUUCCAACAAAAAAAUUUCUCCUUUGUUUUUUAUCUCUCGCUCUAGAUCUCUGUCGCCCUUUUUCUCGUUGAGUUUCGCUGGCCUGCCGCUUUUUCUCUUUUUUUUUUUGUCUUUCUCUGGCUCUAUAUUCCAAAUUUGUGGACAUGACAAUUAAUUUAAGCUUAAUACUUUAGAAAACACGGAUACAGAAACAAUUUCCGCUUUCGUCUUUAUUGAAUUUUUAGCUGCCUCUGCUUUACAAGACGCGGGUGGCUAUGCGAUUUCCCGCCAAAAUAACCUCGAUUUGCAUUUGGGUCGCCAUACCUGUUGACUGAGUUAUUUUACAUUGGUAGGCCUGUGGUGCGGACGGACGGUCGGGCGUACGGUCACGUGAUUACCAAAUUUUCUCAGAUGGGUAGAUUACCACAUUUUCUUACCCAUGGUGCUCCGCUGCGCGCUUCGCGCACGAGAGCUCCGCUAUAAUAUAUAGAUUUAGCCAGGGCUAAAAGCGAAGCUCUCGAUAAUAUUUAUAGUUUGUUCAAACAAAAUAAAAAAUCGUGUAAUGCUAAGCGGCGAAGGCAACGCCGGAGAACGGAGAAAAAACAACAAUAGGUCUAAUUAGCAAAAAAGCAACCUUGCACGUGCAGCACACUUUUUUUGUACAUUUCUUUGCCGUUGUUUUGCACGACCGCCACGUGAAACUUCCAAAAACUUUUUAUGGAGGAAAUGUCGUACGUGUUCUCGUUCACUUUUUUUUUUAUCACUACCGCUCAUUUUCUCCUUGUAUUGGUGGCCGCUAGCAUUUCUCAUUUUGUCACCGCCCUACAAAAUUUUCAUGUUGUUCUUCCAACAAAAAUGUCUUCUUUGUUUUUUUAUCUCUCGCUCUAGAUCUUCUCGCUCUGUUGCCGUUUUUCUCGUUGAGUUUCUCUGGCCUUCCUCUUUUCUCUUUUUCUCUGUCUUUCUCUGGCUCUAUAUUCCAAAUGUGUGGACAUGACAAUUAAUCUAAGCUUAAUACUUUUGAAAACACGGAUACAAAAACAAUUUCCGCUUUUCGGUUUCGUCUUUAUUGACUCUUUAGUUGCCUCUGCUUUACAGACGCGGGUGGCUAUGCGAUUUCCCGCCAAAAUAACCUCGAGUUGCAUUUGGGUUGCCAUACCUGUUGAUUGAGUUAUUUCACAUUGGUAUGCCUGUGGUGCGGACGGACGGUCGGGCGUACGGUCACGUGAUUACCAAAUUUUCGCGGAUGGGUAGAUUACCACAUUUUCUUACCCAUGGUGCUCCGCAGGCGCGCUUCGCGCGCCAGAGCUCCGCUAAAAAAAAGCUUCAAGCUGAUGGUUUAUCUAUAGUUUUAGUUGCAUGAAGUGCAUGCAUAGGCAACAAAAACUCCUUAAAUGUAUAGUGGUUGUGAUAAAUCUUAGCCUCAUGAUAAGUCUUAUUUCGGCGGUAGUUGAAACGAAGGUCUUUGUCUGUGAUUUAAACUAAUUAACAGACCUACAUGUACCAUGGAUAAUAGAAAGACCCAGUCUUUCUAUUAUCUAUGCAUGUACAUACACACAUUGCAUUGCAGUACCCCUGGCUUGCCCACCCUGACUGCCAAAGUAAAGGCCAAUGUAUUUUUAAGAACUUUGUGGAUGGCAGAUGAAUUACAGGAUUAUGUUGCUGUGAUGGCAUGCUUGUGGCUCUCUCCUCCGAAGAGGCCUUCUUUUGUCGAAGGGAGGAUGGGAGAAUGGAAAAAGAGAGCGCACGGGGUACGAUAGGCGCGCUUUCUAUUUUUCGAUUGUUGCUUUUUUGGGAUACCUAGCAGGAGCCUUUGCUGAGGAGAGAGUGUUUGUUGGACAUCUGUAAGGUCGUUGAUCGUUGGGUUUUGUUUCUUUUUGUUUAUUUAGACUCAGCCAGUACCAAAUCCUAUGAGUUACUUUAUGCACCAGUCUCCUGAGAUUUUCCAUAAAUUUGAGACUCUGACAAAUCACUUCAUAGAAUUAGUGGUUCCAUGUUUCAUUUUUCUUACAAGACCGUUUAGAAUUACAUGUGGCAUUUUGCAGAUUUUAUUUCAGGUAAGGAUCCUUUAACAAUAUUGGCCUCUUCACAACAUUUUGAUUAAUUAUAUAACGCUGCGCCAUCGUACAUACCUUAACGGCCGCCCGGUUAGCUCAGUUGAAGGCGUGCCGAUCUCAUGAAAGCGAGGCUGUGAUAAUGGGUUAAAACCCCGGCCAGACCAACAACCUAGGUCUUUACACUAAACUGGUGAGAACAUGCUAGCUGCGAUUAAAACCACGUUCUCAGCGUCUUCUUUGUCUUUAAAUGUCAGCAUCAGUUAAUCUGAGAGGACGUAAAAGAGCCCGUGACAAUGAUUCUAUCUGACCUGUGUCGUCAUUGGUCUGGGUGGGCGAGAUGAGACAAAAAGACUGACUGAUUCGGCUCCAUAGUGCGCCUUAACUGGCUGACGUCCAACCUUACAUCUAUGCUCCCUCUGCAAUGCGGCCACUGACUGUACGCGGGAGAAAACUGUAUGUUCUAAACUUUGACGCAUCAAGGAGCAAUAGAAUUCUACAGCACGCACCAUCCCGAUCUGCUCCUUUCCAGUACCACCAAAUAAGCUGCAACAACGAAGGCGGCGGCCGCGAAAACGUCACUUCAAAAAAGUGAAUUCGCGUUGUUUCAAACUUUAUCGCUCUUACUCCACCUCGUUCCACUUGUUAAAUGUUGGCGCAUUUUUCUGGAAUUGAAUUGUAAAGGACUGUAUCUAAGUUUAUACAAAGAAAAAGAAAAUCGUAGUCUUGCGUACACGUCCUCCAUAAAAAGUGAAAUUUAGGGGCUGUUUAUAUGAUUCCAGAGUGAGUUUCAUUCCAGAAUGAAAACCGGAAUGAACUCAUUCCAGAAUGACCUGUACGCGAACAAAAUUUAUUCUCGGUAUCAUGUGAACAGAUGCAAAGAAAUAUAUGGAGAUGGCAUGAACUCGCUUUGGAAUGAAAGUAAUUCCGGUAACAUGUAAACAGCUCCCGGCCUCUUAGUUUCACGCCUUAGUCGUAUCUCGACGGCAAAGAAAUGUACGAAAAAGCGUUAUGUACAUGCAAAGUUUUUGGUUUUUCUGAUCUGCUUUUUGGACGAUCUUGUUGACGUCGCCGUCGCCGUCCUCGGUUGUUACUUAUUAAGCUCCCUAAUAUCAAGUGUGAAGUACUCAUUGUAACUGCAUUUCUCUGCAGGUCAUUUUAAUAAUCAGUGGUAACUUGGGUUUUUUAAACUGGCUGACCAUUGUACCAAGCCUGAUGAGCUUUGAUGACAAGAGUCUGGCUUUUCUGUUUUCUUCGUCCUCAGCUAAGAACGAUGUCAUUAAAAUACAGCAAUUUCAAAAGGCUGGUGCUGGACCAAGGCCCACAUGGGGUACUGAAUUUCAUUUUAUUCUACCAAAUUAAUAACAGAUAGCGACCAUUUUUGGUUUUUACCUCCCAUAAGCACCCACUUUACACGUGUCUGAUCUACAACCUGUGCAAAUGGGAUAAUGCUACACCACCCCUGUAAGUAACCCCUAAUGGAAGUGGGUUUCUGCGAAACUGCCCACCUAGCCCUCCCCUAAGCCAACAUUAACACUUUUGUGUCACUUAAAGCAAAAUGUUGGUUUAGGGGAUGGGUAGGUGGGCAGUUUUCCUGAAACGUAUAAUGAUCCAGUGAAAGUUAAGCUCCUUAUUUUACGUGAGCCAUGCACGUCAACCGGAAGUGAGUUUUUUUCAUCUUUUAUAAUGCUUUGACACCACCAAAUUUGUAUGGCUAAGGUUCUUUACUCUUACAGAGACGCUUUGCCCAAACGUUUGUUCAAAAUCACCGCUCGAGUGUGCAUAAAGUCCACUUCCGGUUGAUGUGUUGAGACCGACAAUGCGCUCAUUUAUCCCCUUAUCUCUCCAUCAGUACUCUGUUAUACGGGUAUUUGAAGCUACUUAAAGCUACACGGAAAGGAAAGAAGUCGAAACAAGGAUUUGAGCUCACACCUGGAAAUCGGUCUCGGGACCUUCCGCAUAGAGGGGGCGGCUCACUAACCAACUGUGCUUUAUCCUUGUUUCAUGUUCGCUCUUUCAUCACCACGUUUUAUUUCAGAUAUCUAAUUUGGCCUAUGUACCUAUUGGGAUGCUCCCAAAUAAUGUGUGCUCAUUAGCUGAACCUUUGAUAAGGAGGAAGGAUUAGUGGGCGGCCUCUUGUGCGAGAGGUCCGUCGGUUGAUUCCCACGUGUGACCUCUAAUCCUUCUUUCGACUUCUUUCCUUUCAUAUAAUGUAGCUUUAAGUAGCUUUUAAAAAUACCCGUAAAAUGGAGCAGUAUUAGAGAGAAAGGGUGGGGGUCAUGAGCGCACCGUUGUCCUUUGGCUAUGUUCACUAUACCGGGCAGAUUUUGCGCCGGCACGAAAAUCCUAUAGGAUAGGGCUUCUGUUCACACUCGGCGCGAUUCCUGUAACGGAGCGAAGCUGUGCUGCGCAGAUCCCGAAAAAGAAGCGUCACAUAUCGGGUAGGUUCUGUGCCACACUUUGAUCCAGUGUGAACAGUUAUUCCGCUGACCAGAAUUGACUAAGUAUGAGCGAGGACUGGAAUCCACUGAGAUGGAGGUAAAUAUUCGAGCCCUCUCGACCAAUUACUCCGGCACGAUGUUCGAUGUGUGUGAACGACUCGUUCAAGUUCUGUGCCGAUGCUGUUCUUACUUUUCCCGAUAGCUUUUCGUGUCGACACCAAAAGCUGUGUGAAAUAGUAUGAACAUAGCCUUUAAGGUGAUGACUAUUUUGAGCUACCCAUGUAAAAUAAACACUUUGUACUCCUCUUGUGGUGUGGAUUACCGACUCGAUAUAAAUAAUGACACUGCAAGCCUUAAAACUUCUUCUAAUAGCCAAAAGAGUGCACCAUUUUCAAUUUUGGGUGAUCGGCUAUAAAAGAUCCGUGUACAAUAACGUAAACUUCUAGAUUUUUAAAUGGUUAAACUAGUGUAUUUUCAGCAGAGAGUUGUGACUUUCACGAUUAUGUUGUAGAACCUGUGUUAUCUUUUUUUUAGGUCUUUGUGUUCGUCGUGUGUUUGAGGUCAUGCUUGGUAUCAUGGUAGCGUAUUUAAGUAUUCCGGUGGUGCAGAACCUGCUUUCAUCUCGCCAGGCCAUGAACACUUCAUUUGAUUCCUUCAGAAUAGUGAACACUUACGUAGCUUUUGGAAGGUAAAGGAAGCAACAGAUCGCGCAGCUUACUCUGCAUGAUCUUCGACAAUUUUGAAUUCAGUAAAGAAUUAGAGACGAGAGACGAGUACUAGCCAACGAGGGCGAGGUUUAACUUAAAGUUUUUUCGCGUGUUCUAAAAAAAUAGACACCCAUAAAGCUUCAUUUUACUAUUUUUUCACCAGAAAAGUUGACACGGCUAUUUUUAUUGAAGGAGGUUAUAGACCUAAAGCUUAACUCCCGUCCGCUCAAAUUCGUGGUAGAAUGGCGACGGCUGUCACGUUUUCCUGCCAGAAUGACGCUGGUUCACGCGCAAAGUAUUGAGAAACGUGAUUGCAAACCUCCAGUUUCAGUGUCCACGCUAUGCUGCCAUAAUCUACCUAAAUUACACGGAAAAGCAAGCAAUUUGUUGAUUUCGUUAUAUCUAAUUUCCUUCUUUCUCUAGUUCUCAAUUUUAACUGAAUCAACUGAAGGCUAACUCGAUAUAUACUUCUGAUUGUUUUCAAUAUUUAGCAUUCAGGCUCCAAAUAUUUACGAGUACAAUUUUCCUUACUUUAAUAUUUCUUGUUUGUUUGUUUGUUUCAGUUGUGCUCUGUCAAUCUGCUUGAAGCGCAAGUAAAGUUUAAAAUGUUGAACUUCACGCGAUUUAUCGCAGGAACAAGGCCCAACAUCCGUGUGAUCAGGGAAAAGGAUAAUGCACUGUUUGACCUUUUACGUUGCUUUUCCAGCGUAACAAAAGAGAGAACUGAAGUGAUAUUUCAAGGAACAAGAAACUUAACUAUUAUUCCCGAUCAUAAAGGAGGCAUUUGGGAAGAAAAUCAGUUUCAGUGUAAACCUGGUGACCCAAAAAGGCGGCCAUGUGUUAUUUCACCAUAUCACUACAGACUGGACUGGCUAACGUGGUUUGCAGCUUUUCAGGUCAGUAUGCUGUUAAUGAGGCUACUUGCACAUGGCUUAUGGUCAAGUCGCCCGAAAUGUGUCUCUUCUGAAGUUAUGUCGCUGAGAGUUUCAACUGACUAGACAUUUUGGGCGACAUAACUCUAGUUUUGUGCGACAUAUAUCUGCUGGCGAGAUGACCGUUCGGUCGACUUGAUUGGUUACCUUGGAGGACGGGUGGCUUAGCUCGUGGUAAGAAUACUCGCCUCGUAUUAUUGCCUGACGUGUCAGUCCCAGACGUUUCUAGUCUCUGCAUAGUGGCGCACGGGAUGACUUCUCACCCCUCCAUGCGCGUUAGGGUAGACGGUUGAGGACGAGUAAGUACUAUUGCGACUAAUCGAGACCAGGUUUGCAUCAGGGAGGAGAAGCUUAAUGUGGGUCGCUUUUUUAUUGGUUCUAGCCCCAGUUCUGAGACCUAAACCCACCCCCCUCCUCGGCCCCACCCUUAAUCUUCCAAAUCAACUCCAUUGGAUGUAGAACGCACAAUAAGAAAACUAUUUGUCUUGCCACAGGUUUGACCGUUUGUUGGGUGUUUUUCUUAUACUGAUCUUCCUUAGAGUAGUAUAGUAAAUAGCAAAACCCUUUUUUGCGAGGACGUCUACUUAUCUUGCGCUUAAACGCACGGGAGCACCAUUCAUACCUGGUCAUCCGGGCCACGGGAAGGUUUAGCUGUUUGCAGGGCAAAGGUAGUACCUACGUUUCUGGGGUGUUUUAAGACACUGUAUAUUAGCCUGUCCCGGGGUUUUAACCCGUGACCUCCGCUCUGCAGUAAAGCGCUCUACCGAAUGAGCUAGUCCUUCCUUGGUUUAUAAGUAGUACGAAACAAACCUUAUACAGGUACAAUGAACUGUCUGUUUCAGAAUUAUCAAUACAAUCCCUGGCUGAUUCACUUUGCGACCAAGCUUCUUGUUAAUGAUGAGCAGGCAACAUCUCUGAUCGCUCAUAACCCGUUCAUAAAUGGGUACACCUCCAACGUAAGUUUGUUUUCGGGUUAUUUAUCACAAGGCUGGGGUUUCUACGUACUUGUACUACAUGUCGACUCGGACUAAACGCCAGUUUCCAUAUUAACUUUUGCAUAAUCUCUAUCUUCCCAUUCGUCGUGACGUGUCAUAAGCUCGAUAGAGUCGACCGGAGUUGAAGGAAUCAGACCGUUUCCUUUUCUUUCAAUUCCGUUCAUGAUUUCUUUGAAUAGACCUCUUUAGGGUCUGUUUACAUGGAGUGGGGGACCCCGGUCUAGUGGGGUUGGUUUCUUUUGUUUUCACGCUCUGGGAGACACAAAACAAAAGAAACUUACCCCACUAGACCGGGGUCCCCCAUUCCAUGAUAGAGUGUUUUCACUCACGUGGCCAGCAUCUAUGCAAAUGUUUUGGAACAAAAGAAAUCAUUUGCAUAAGAAAAGAGUUCAUCUCCCACAGGACUGGUUUGGGACACCAACAUGGCCGCCGUUUCAUUGUUUUGGGACACCAAUAUGGCCGACGUGACGUCAUGUGAAAGCACUCUAUUGUAUGUUUUGUUUUCCCAAUAGACAGCCCAGGAGAACUUGACUCUUUGUCCUUCCGAAAAUUAUGGGUACAUACAUAUGCACGUGAAUAAGACGAAAUUUGAAAGAAACAGUUCCCUAGAGUAUUAUCAUAUGACCUGUAUUUGGGAAAACAAAACUGGAAACGACGAUUUUGAAGGCAAACAAAACAGUUUCCGGUCCCAGUAAUCAUCGGAACUAGAGUAAACCAGUCACCGUGCUUGUUAAUCGGAAGGCUGUUUUCACUAGAUCAUAACACUUUGCUCUUCAGAUUCCAACUCCGUCAUUGUGAAAGCCAGCCUUUUUUUAGUGAUUGGCAUUAAAACGGUUGACUUCAACUGGUAUUGCAUUUCUUGUCUUUUAGAUUUAUCCGGGGAGAACACUACCUCUACAAGUUCACCACGCUUGGCAGCCGAGAAGCUAGGGCUGGGUAUUGGUGGACGCGCACAAAGAUAGGCUCUUAUUUCCCACCAAUUAACUUACAAGCUGUCAGGGAGUACGUCAGGUCUAAUGGAUGGAAAAUGCCUAAGCUAAAGAAAAACCGUAAAAGUUCACAUUAAAGUUGAACUAAGAAUAUUAUGCAAUUUAGAUCGCAACAGUGUUUAUAAAAAGGCUGGUAGCCAACAGAAGGAUACCUAAUUAUAGGGUAUACACUUCGUAAUUAGAAUAUUAAAAGGAACAAAAAACCACUCUUUCAGGAAUUUGUUGAUUUUGCAUUCUACUUUGGAGUGUCUAGUUUAGUCUUUUACAGAGCUGCGUAAAGCUCCGACCAAGUCAUUAUUUUGGUCGGGCAAAGCAAAAAUAUGGUCGGAUCAAGGGUGCAUUACGCGUCUUCAACGGAACUUGUGCUUGGUAGAUGAGGCGCUGGCAGGAAUACAUAGAUUUAGCCAGGAC